ACUCGCGCGGCUCCCGUUCGCGGAGCACACAUCCCGGCGCGACGAGGUUCCUUCGGAGAGCGAGCGGGAGUCGGUGCUCGGCCUCCUGCGGGGAGCAGCCCGAGGCCUGGUCUCAGAGAACACUGUAGAUGUGUAGUCAGUUUGUUCAAUAAAUAUGCUUGAUGGAGCUUCAAUACCCACCUCCACCCCCUUCUCCCAGAAUCUGCAGGGAGAGGUCGGGAGGUGACAACGCCAGCAUGCCAGUGCUAUCGGAGGACUCUGGUUUGCAUGAAACCCUGGCCCUGCUGACCUCCCAGCUCAGACCUGACUCCAACCACAAGGAGGAGAUGGGCUUCCUGAGGGAUGUUUUCAGUGAAAAAAGCCUCAGUUACUUAAUGAAGAUUCAUGAGAAGCUUCGCUAUUAUGAAAGGCAAAGUCCAACCCCAGUUCUGCACAGCGCUGUGGCCCUCGCUGAGGACGUGAUGGAGGAGUUGCAGGCCGCCUCCGUGCACAGUGAUGAGAGGGAGCUGCUCCAGCUGCUGUCCACUCCGCACCUGAGGGCUGUGCUCAUGGUACAUGACACGGUUGCCCAGAAGAAUUUUGACCCCAUUCUCCCGCCUCUGCCUGACAAUAUCGAUGAGGAUUUUGAUGAGGAAUCGGUGAAGAUCGUCCGCUUGGUGAAGAACAAGGAACCCCUGGGUGCCACCAUCCGGCGGGACGAGCACUCAGGGGCUGUUGUGGUGGCCAGGAUCAUGCGAGGAGGCGCAGCAGACAGGAGCGGCCUGGUCCACGUUGGAGAUGAGCUCCGAGAAGUGAACGGGAUCGCAGUCCUGCACAAGCGGCCCGACGAGAUCAGCCAGAUUCUGGCCCAGUCCCAGGGAUCCAUCACCCUAAAAAUCAUCCCAGCCACCCAGGAGGAAGAUCGCUUAAAGGAGAGCAAGGUGUUCAUGCGCGCCCUCUUCCACUACAACCCUCGGGAGGACCGGGCCAUCCCUUGCCAGGAGGCGGGCCUGCCCUUCCAGCGCAGGCAGGUCCUGGAGGUGGUGAGCCAGGACGACCCCACGUGGUGGCAGGCCAAGCGAGUCGGGGACACCAACCUUCGAGCCGGCCUCAUCCCCUCCAAGGGGUUCCAGGAGAGACGACUAAGCUACCGGAGAGCCGCGGGCACCCUGCCGAGCCCCCAGAGCCUCAGGAAGCCCCCCUAUGAUCAGCCUUGUGACAAAGAGACCUGUGACUGUGAGGGCUACCUCAAAGGGCACUAUGUGGCUGGUCUUCGGAGGAGCUUCCGGCUGGGCUGUAGGGAGAGACUGGGUGGCUCGCAGGAAGGAAAGAUGUCCUCCGGAGCUGAGUCUCCAGAGCUGCUGACUUACGAGGAGGUGGCCAGGUACCAACACCAGCCCGGAGAGCGGCCCCGCCUGGUGGUUCUGAUCGGGUCUCUGGGAGCCCGACUGCACGAGCUGAAGCAAAAGGUGGUGGCUGAGAACCCACAGCACUUUGGCGUCGCUGUUCCACAUACCACCAGGCCCCGAAAGAGCCAUGAGAAGGAAGGAGUGGAAUAUCACUUUGUGUCUAAGCAAGCAUUUGAGGCCGACUUACAUCACAACAAGUUCCUGGAACAUGGUGAAUAUAAGGAAAAUCUCUAUGGAACCAGCCUGGAGGCCAUUCAGGCUGUUAUGGCCAAAAACAAAGUGUGUUUGGUGGAUGUGGAGCCAGAAGCACUGAAACAACUGAGGACCUCAGAAUUUAAACCCUAUAUUAUAUUUGUAAAGCCUGCAAUUCAGGAAAAAAGAAAAACGCCACCUAUGUCCCCAGCUUGUGAGGACACAGCAGCCCCAUUUGAUGAGCAGCAGCAAGAGAUGGCCGCUUCUGCCGCCUUCAUAGACCAGCAUUACGGGCACCUGGUAGACGCCGUGCUGGUGAAGGAGGAUCUCCAGGGUGCCUACAGCCAGCUCAAAGUGGUCUUAGAGAAGCUGAGCAAGGACACUCACUGGGUACCUGUUAGUUGGGUCAGGUAACUUUAUCCCAGAACAUCCAAGCUGGACGGGACCUUGAAGAUCAUUCUAGUCCAGACUCCCUCAUUUUACCAUCAAGGAAUCUCAAGCGCAGAGAGGGAGAGAAUUCUCCACAAAUUCCAUCAUCGAGAAGAGUAUAAGUGGGAAGUCUUGUUUGUUGUUGGUUUUUGUCUGUUGUUUUUCACUGCACCUCUUUGGAUCAUGAUUUGAAAGGGGCAUAUCAGAAAACAACACAUUUCAUUUAUUAAAGUAUCACAGGCAAGCUGACCCUGA
Pan troglodytes (chimpanzee) is the source of this 2264-nucleotide messenger RNA. RefSeq names its product MAGUK p55 scaffold protein 3 (gene MPP3). The transcript has 20 exons. NCBI's taxonomy places the organism in Eukaryota, Metazoa, Chordata, Mammalia, Primates, Hominidae. The record is from RefSeq and is a predicted model, not a curated record. Gene Ontology annotation, molecular function: protein binding. Bases 162 to 1994 code for a protein of 610 amino acids.